AAAGCGACAGGCCACCGCUUACUAUUUGUUCAUAAAACAUUUACAUUUUCGAUAGAAAUUCAUCUCUAUUGAUUUUUUUUUCUACUUCCCCGUUUUCGUUGGAUAUGAUAGCUGCAAUGCGAUGCUAAUUUUAGCUCUGCAGUUGAAUUGCAACCAACUUUACAAUGAGCAGAAUUAACUUGCGACAACGGUAGACUAAUACAAACUAAUUUCAAAAGGAUGUGUAAAAAUGAUAUCAGAGAAAUAAAAUGGUUAAAAUUUCCUGACAACGGGCUCGCCACACGCAUUCUCAAGAACCUUAACUAACCUGCACAUUCAGGAAUGAACUAAAAUGGCCAUAGGAUUGUUGAUAUAUGUAUUUCUUUUACGUUUUGAAAUCAGAACAGCGAAAACUCUUUACACAGACCAGCCAGAGUACAAACUAAUAGAAAAAUUAUUUAAUGAUAAGCGGGGUUAUAAUCGGAAUGUCCGACCAACGCUGGGAUACCACGAACCAAUUAAGGUUCAUGUUUCCGUAAACCUGGUUACACUUUAUUCACUGAACGAGAGAAGACAGACAUUCAGCUCGGCUGCUUGGAUCGACCUCUCCUGGCAGGAUCAACAUUUCGCAUGGAAUAAAACAGAGUUUACGGAUGUGAAGUCUAUCUUGGUUCCCAUGAAACGAAUAUGGAUUCCAGAUAUCUGCAUCACCAAUGCUGUCACGAAUGACAAAUGCUUGCUCGGGUCGGAAUUUGGUCAGGUGCUUUUGGAGUACUCUGGAAAGGUUACUCUUUGGAGGUAUAGAGACAUUCACACUAUUUGUAAUGUAGACAUUACUCUCUUUCCAUUCGAUCAACAGACGUGUUCGAUUAGAAUCGGAACGUUUUAUUCUGAGGACGAAAAGCUCUCUUUGCUGCCAUUAUAUGACAUAGUAGAUCUACGCAACUAUGUCCACAACGAAGAAUGGAAAAUGAUUAAAAGUUUUGUCAGAAAGAAACAUCUGACCUUCGAUAAAAACUUUACUGAGCUGGAGUUUACAUUUGUUUUGGUCAGAAAACCAUUAUUUCACCUUUACAGCACUGUUCUUCCAAUUCUAAUUUUAUCUAUUUUAAAUAUGGUCUGUUUUAUGGUUCCCAUAGAGUCUGGAGAAAAAAUUGGAAUGACAUUGGCGAUUUUCCUUUCUUUUGCCGUCUUCAUUACCCUGAUAAGUGAAAUGGCUCCGAGGUCAGGAGAAAACGUAUUUAUUUUCGGAGUAUUUAUGGUCGUGCAUCUUCUUAUGAGUGGAUUAACUAUUCUCCUUGAAGUUAUCGUUUUGAAUAUCUAUCACAAACCCAAAGAUACGAAAAUGAAAGCUAUGUACAUCUGGUUGUUUAAAAAACUAUGCAAUCAGGAGAAGAAAACAAUUGUGAAAGAGAAGGCAUCAAUAAUUGGGGAAGUGUUAGUGCAGAUUACGAAUGGUUCAACACUGUGGUGGAACAAAGAGGCUAGACAUCAGAACAACCACGCUGGCAAUAAAAAUGAAGUCGAGGCUGAGAGAGAAGAACCUGAAGAUUGGCAGAAACUAGCAACUGGACUGGACAACGUUUUUGGCUGUGUUGUAAUAACCAUAAAUGCUCUGCUUAUUCUUAUAUUCUUUGUGCUAGUAAAUACUUUGUGAUAGAGAAAUACAUCAUGGGUAUUGAUAUUUAAGUUCAUAAUUGAUAUGGCUACAUGAUUUGAUUGUAUGGUGUGUAAUGUAUGUCCCUUGUCCGUUAGCUAUUAAAGUAUUUCAUCAC
Molecule: messenger RNA, 1754 nt
Organism: Ostrea edulis (European flat oyster)
Lineage: Eukaryota; Metazoa; Mollusca; Bivalvia; Ostreida; Ostreidae
Product: neuronal acetylcholine receptor subunit alpha-4-like
Exons: 2
Coding region: 332-1636 (434 amino acids)
Biological process (GO): regulation of membrane potential; monoatomic ion transmembrane transport; chemical synaptic transmission
Cellular component (GO): membrane; synapse; neuron projection
Molecular function (GO): extracellular ligand-gated monoatomic ion channel activity; transmembrane signaling receptor activity; neurotransmitter receptor activity
Source: RefSeq, a predicted model, not a curated record